Molecule: messenger RNA, 2062 nt
Organism: Daucus carota subsp. sativus
Lineage: Eukaryota; Viridiplantae; Streptophyta; Magnoliopsida; Apiales; Apiaceae
Product: terpene synthase 10-like
Exons: 8
Coding region: 51-1829 (592 amino acids)
Biological process (GO): diterpenoid biosynthetic process
Molecular function (GO): magnesium ion binding; terpene synthase activity
Source: RefSeq, a predicted model, not a curated record
GCAUAUCAAACAUCAUUUAGAGCUACUGCAUUAUAUAUAUAAUAGUAGAGAUGGCUCUUGCAUACUCUUCAGUGAUGAUUUGUUGCAACUUUGGGAGAGAUUUGCCCUUGAAAGCUACCAAAACUACAACCCUAAAGCCUGCCAUCAAAUCAUUUUCUCAGAGAACUAAGGUUGCUGUGCCUCAAGAGCCCAUAGUUCGACGAUCAGGCGAUUACCAACCUUGCAUUUGGGACUACAACUUUUUUCAGUCUCUGAGAACUGAUUACACUGGUGAAGAAUGCAAUGCUCGAGCUGCGGUGUUGAAAGAAGAUGUUAAGUUGAUUCUUGAAAACGUAGUUGAUCCGUUAGAUCAGCUGGAGCUAAUUGAUAGCUUUCAAAGACUUGGCCUGGGUUACCAUUUUGAAGAAGAAAUCAAACGUACCUUGGAAAAGAUAUACAAUAGUGAUUCAACAAAUAAUGAUAAGUGGGAAAAGAAUUUGUUGGGAAAUUUGCAUGCUACUGCUCUUAAAUUUAGGCUUCUCAGACAACAUGGAUAUCAUAUGUCCUCAGAGGUUUUCAGGGGAUUUAUUGGAGAUGAAAGGUUCAAUAAAUCUCAUGCUGCAGAUGUGAAAGGAAUGUUGAGUUUAUACGAGGCCUCGUAUGCCACUGAUGGAGAGUCACUGAUGGAGGAAGCUUACUCCUUUGCGAGUAAAUUCCUCAAGGAGUGUGUCAAGUCUAUUGAUGAUUCAGAUCUUGGCAUGCAAGUUAGUCAGGCUCUGGAGCUUCCUCAACAGUGGAGGAUUCCUAGACUUGACGCAAGGUGGUACAUGGAAAUUUACGAAAGAAGCAGUAACAUGAUCCCAGAAGUACUAAAAUUCGCAAAGUUAGACUUCAACAUUGUGCAAGGACUAAACCAGGAAGAACUUAAAGAUGUGUCAAUGUGGUGGAAUAAAACGGCUCUAGGACAUAAGCUUGACUUUAUAAGAGACAGAUUGGGGGCGUCUUUUUUAUGGGGGGUGGGAAUUUCUAGCAAACCUCAACACCGAUAUUUCAGGAUACAAAUUGCUAAAGUAAUACAGCUUAUUACAACACUAGAUGAUGUCUACGAUGUUUAUGCUACAUUGGAUGAACUUGAACUCUUCACAAGUGUCGUCCAGAGAUGGGACUUGAAUUCAAUGGCGGAGCUGCCACACUACAUGAAAAUUUGUUUCUUGACGCUUUACAAUCUUAUCAAUGAGAUUGCCUACGACAUACUGAACGAGCAGAACUUUGACGUUUUACCACAACUAAGAAAAUCGUGGACUGAUUUGUUGGAAGCUUACUUAGUAGAGGCGCGAUGGUUUCACACUGGAUACCAGCCUACAUUCGACGAAUUCAUGAGAAAUGGACUGGUCAGUAUAACGGGGCCUAUUAUAGCAAUUCAAUCAUACAUUUUCACAUCAAAUCCAAUCAGGGAAGAAGAUAUGGAAUUUCUUGAAAGUCUUCCUCAUGUCCUACGUCUGGCAUCAGAGAUUUUUCGACUGGCGGAUGACUUUGGAACUUCAUCGAAUGAGUUGAAGAGAGGAGAUGUUCCGAAAUCCAUACAAUGCUACAUGAUGGAUAAGGGAGUUUCAGAAGAAGUUGCACGUGAAGACAUGAUAAGUUUGAUGAAGAUGAAAUGGGCAGCAGUGAUGAAGUGCAGGUUUGCAGAUGACAAUCCUCUAGAUUGGUCAUUUGUGGAGAUGGUAUUAAAUCUGGUUCGAACAGCACAUUGCUUUUACAAUGCGGGAGACGAUGGCCAUGGUGUCGAAGAUGGUUUAACCGAACAUAGAAUUUCUUCGCUGUUUACUCAUCCAAUCCCUCUUAUUUAGGAUACAGCUAUUGGAAAAGUUUAAAUGAGGUAGCCUCGUCAUUACUAACGGUACGGUCUGUUUGGGAUCGUCAUGACUGAUGGUUUGUUUGGGAGUUAUUUCAAAAAUUAUUGUGCUGAAUGACAAAAUCAUACACACAUUAGUAAAAGCUAUUGUAUGUGCCCACAAGACAAGUGAUAUAAAUCUGUCUAGUUUGCUUUAUUUUCCUGAAAUAAAUAAUACUCUGAUCUUUU